Dujonia railenensis is the source of this 594-nucleotide messenger RNA. NCBI's taxonomy places the organism in Eukaryota, Fungi, Ascomycota, Pichiomycetes, Serinales, Debaryomycetaceae. The record is from the annotation of a GenBank genome assembly.
AUGGCACCAAGAACCGCAAUUGUUAUCUACUCGUUAUAUCACCACGUUACUAAGUUGGCUUUAGAAGCAAAAGCUGGAGUGGAAGCCGCAGGUGGUAAAGCGGAAAUUUUUCAAAUUAAGGAAACCUUACCAGAGUCUUUACUUCAAAAGUUAGGUGCACCUCCUAAGAAGGAUUUCCCACUUGCUACCAAUGACACCUUAGUUGACUACGAUGCAUUUCUUUUCGGUGUCCCCACCAGAUACUCUUCAAUGCCAAGUCAAUGGAGAACCUUCCUUGAUGGAACUGGUGCAUUGUUUGCGCAAGGAAAAUUAGUUGGUAAACCAUUCGGAAUAUUCGUUAGUUCCGCUUCUCAAGGUUCACAAGAAACUACUGCAAUGAAUAGUUUAGGAACUUUUUUCAACUUAGGAAUGCCAUUUGUCCCAUUAGGUUUCACUCACCCAGGUAUUGGUUCUACUGACGAAGUCCACGGAGGCUCUCCUUUAGGAGCUGGAACUUAUGCUGCUGGAGAUGGAUCUAGAGAAGUGUCCAAGUUAGAAUUGGAAAUUGCCAAGCACCAAGGUGAACACUUCCAAAAGAUCAUUUCUAAAUUUUAA